This is a messenger RNA of Amblyraja radiata (thorny skate), 4588 nucleotides long. RefSeq names its product B-cell CLL/lymphoma 7 protein family member B. NCBI's taxonomy places the organism in Eukaryota, Metazoa, Chordata, Chondrichthyes, Rajiformes, Rajidae. The coding region runs from base 251 to 829 and encodes 192 amino acids. The transcript has 7 exons. The record is from RefSeq and is a predicted model, not a curated record.
CGGCCAAAUGACCUUUGCCGAACAAUUGCUGCCGUGGAUCCCGGGUUAUUCCCCGGACCCCGGCCGCACCUCAGGCUGCUGCUGCCAACGAUAACUUUCUUUGUCCGGUCCCCCAUGUCCCGGCCACGGUACAUCAGUACACUCUGGCCGGCACACACCAGCGCCAUCUUGUCCGGCCCACAUCAGCGGGGCGGAACCUCAUCCCGACUGAUACCCGCCUGAAUCUACCGCCCAUCGAAGACAGCGCCUCAUGAACACGGAGAAGAAGUGGGUGACAGUCGGUGACACAUCACUGCGGAUAUUUAAAUGGGUACCAGUGACUGAUCCCAAAGAGGAUGUCCGAGCUCCCCGAAUGACUCAGUUGGAGAAACCAAAAUCAAAGGGCAAUCUUGAAUCAAAAGGGACAAAGGGAGAUAAAGGCUUCCCAUUGCAGCCUGUAUCUGACAACAGUUCCUCUCCUAUUCUUCUGGAGCUAAAUGAUGAGACUAGUAAUCAGAGUUCCCUGUCGGAUGCUUACCAGGUAAAAGUGGACAGCAGUACAAAUUCGAGCCCAAGCCCAGAGCAAAGUGAGCCUGUCAGCCCAACACUUCUGUCUGAUUUUAAAGCAGAUGACUCUCAGCCUCCCAUGCUUGGGCAGGAAAUAAUGGAAGAACCUUCCCUUCCUUCCUCAGAAGUAGGAGAUGAUCCCCCAAUGCUCACAAAAGAAGAACUGGUUCCAUUACAGCCUCAGGUUGUGGAAGAGGAGGAUGAUGAAUAUUCUGGUGCACCACCACUGAAGAGGGUUUGCACAGGACAGAAUGCUGUGACUCAGCCAGUAACUGAGAGCUAACCCAGAAUCAAAGCAGGCUUUCCCAUGGUACCCUCUGACUUACCAUCACUGACUGACUUAAAAGAAUGUGAUAUUUAUUUUCUACUUUUAAUGAAUUGUGAUGCAUCUGAUUUGGGUGUUUGAAUUUAAAAUGUUUCUUUAUUGCAGGAUGAUGUCCCUUUUGUUAUGCAACAGGAAUGGCUGUGGUCUGUGGCUCCAUUGGGCCUUCCUAGUUGAAGACACUUUUAUAUUGAUAGUGUCAAAAGUAGCACUAAUCUAAAGGAAGUGUCCUGCUCACCUCUUAACUGGGUCUAGCACCAGCCUUUUUCUGGGACAAGAGUACCCAUUGGAAGAAAUAAUGGGCCUCUGUAUUGACCCUCAACAGGGACUCACUGCAAAGUGGUACAGUACAAAAAGAUGGAUUGAAGAUCCCAGUCUCUGCUCUUCUGGAGUCUCAGCAUCAAUAUGAAAGUGCCUUGACACUGAAGUGCCUCGAUAUCUUCACCCAAUGUUUAAGUGAGCUGACUGAAGAGGAAUUUGUGUGCUGUCAAUUCUUGAUUUUAUACAUAAAUAUGCAGUCUUCAUCCUCGUUAUAUCCAUGAUAUAAAGUUAGACUCUCAUCUGUAUUCAAUGAAGUAAAAUUGAGUGCAAUUUCUAAUACAAAAGGGUAUUGAAAUUGUAUAUAAACUUUUUUGAAAAUCUAUAUUUCUCAUGAUUUUACAAAAUUUGCUUAUGAUGCAAAAAGCAUUAGAACAAGCUGGUAUGGUUACCUUUUGAUGUAUUAAUUUCCAUGACAUUGAAUCAAUUUUAAGUACCAUUAACCCAGACUUGCAUUUUUCUUCAGGGAGAGGCUACAGAUGAUUUUAGAAAAUUAUUUUCUUGAAAAGAGAAAUUGAUCUCCUAUAUGAUCGGGUCAAUGUUUAUGUCGCUACAUAUGCUGUGGUGCAUGAGAUAAUGUGUGGCAUACUAACGAGAGUUAUAACUUUUGCAUAUGGAUCGCUCAUGUGGAUUAGUAUGGCAAUUCAUUCCCUACAUAUUUGACCAGCUGUUAGUACUGAUUUGCCUACGCUUGCACAGCCAAGGUUGACUCAGUAAGGAGUUGCUACAUUAAAGAAGGAUUAGAAUCCUUAAUCACCCAUCAACCUUUCCUAUCAAUACUGAUCACAUCCUUCAAAUCAAUUUGUCAGCUAUCAUUUGCAGCUGAUUUUUAAAACAAACUGGUUCCUGAUUGAAACAAAAUUAGAUUGAAUCCUUGUUAGGUUUUAUAGCAGGCAAUACUGCUCCAUUAACAAGUUUAGAAAAAAACAUGAACAAACUAGCGGAUGUGUGGAGAUUUCGGAGACAUAGCCAUGGUUCCAGUGUAUUCUACGUAAGCAUAUCACAGCAUUUUGUAAUUUUAUUUUGAAGAUGUCACUGUUUACCAUCAGUCAUUAGUUGGGUUGUUGCCAAUACACAAGUAUUUUGCAGAAGCACAUUAGGCUCACAAUGUAGAAUGAUAACUUCCGUGUAUGUACCAGAGGAAUAUUUGCAUCCAUGAUCUAUCAUUGACCCCACAAGAGUCAGUGUCUGAAAUUGAGAAAGUUGGUAAAAUAAAACUUCAGACUAUAUUCAAUCCUAUAUGGUUUUCCCUCUAUAUUUUUUCUAAACAGCUUACUUAUUGAUUCUUUUAACACCAGAGUGAGAAUUUUUUUCCAUAAAAACAAAAAUGGCUAACAAUAUUCAAUAGGUCGGGCACCAUCUGUGGAGAAAGUUACUGAGAUACUGAAAGAUACAUUUUGGAUUACUGUCCAUCCUGAUGAAUGCCAAUUUUAUACCAUUAUCAUGAUUCAUAGCUCGCCACCUUCCUAAUGGAGGCAGCUUCUUUGCAUGGUGCUCUUGCCAAACUUUGCUCUUUUCUGACCUUGGGAAAUUACAUAAAAAUAAAUGGCCUCAUUGGAAUUUCCAAAACUUGUGCACGUAAACCUUGACGUGGUGCAUGCCGAUCACACAGUUAGCAGUGUUUGGUUGUUUAUUUUUAUUCUGGAAUGCUGUUGUACUCAUUUUUAAUUAUUUGUUUUGCAUCAACAUUCAGUCAACCCAUUUGCAAACAUCCUUGCAUCGUUCCAACUUGGAUAUGAUUUAUCAUCUUGAGAAAAGUGAAUUAUUUCCAUUUCUGCUGCUAAAUUAAACAUUGAGUGAGAUUAUCAUUUUAUUUUUGGUUAGUCAUUGAAAGUUUAAGUAACUCCCUAAGUAUCCAGAUGUCCAUCUAUUUUAUCUUUUAUAUUGCUUUAGUACUUUACUUCCCAGUUGCUUCGCUUUGGUGAUAAAGUUUCACCUGCCUUUGCAUCUUAUUCCUAACUUCCCUAUUUAAAAAAAAAACUUUAUGUCCUCUAUUUGUAGUGUGCUUGAUUGGUUCAUUUUACAUUCUUAUCUUUUAUAAAGUAUUAAAUAUUUUGUGUGAAAUGAAAAAUAUGGAUCUUUUAAUGUUUUUUUUGUGAUUGUCCCAUUGGAAUCUCAAUAUUACUUGCUGCUCUAAGUAGCAUAUCUUUUAACCAAUAGGUCAUCUUUCAGAAUCUAUGAAGAUGAAAGAUUUCCUAAUUACAAUAUAGACACUCAUUUUUCAUGGAAGUGAAGACAGGACAAUGUGAAAAAUGUUCAUAUUUUGUAUUUGCUGAUAAAUGCAUAGAUAUAUUUUUGAAUACAAUGAUAAAAUAGACAAAUCAAUUUGUAUUGAGUAUUUUUCUUUAGUUUGCUUCAGAAUGCAUGGAAAGUUGCGCAAAGGAGCAGAAACCAGACAGUGUUCCAGAGCAUUCAGAUUUUGUUCAUAAAAAUGUUUGAAGGGCAACAAUUGAUAUUGCGUAGAGCAUAAUGGGUCAUUCCUUGUUUGGUGACGCAAAUCUCACAAUUUGUAACUCAACAAUUUAGUUUGAGUAAUCUCAGAUACCACCUAAAAAUGAGGAAUUCUAAAUGUGUGUAUGAAUAGCCAUGAUCAUUAUUCAAGCAGAGGAACAUUGCUUAAAGUCUUUACAUGUGCAUAACCAUGAAUUAAUUCAGACUCUCCAGAUUCUUCAAUUGUUUAAAUGGGUUUCAAACAAAAAAACAUACCAUUCUUCAAUAGCUUUUCUGCAAAUUGUAUUUCUGAUGUUUUGUACCUCCUAGGUUUACCACACAAUGAAGACUCAUUUAAAUAAGUUCUCACACUUUGUGACAUUCCAAAGAAAUAUGAUUUGAAUGGCAUGUAUUAACUCUUGGGUGGAUCAUGGUAUGUAGACAACACUAGUACCAUAGAACACGAUGCACAUGUGAGACAUUAGAUUCCAUUGCACAGCCCAAAAUCUAAACAAUAGGUUUGCACUUGUUUGGUUUAAGAUAAUAUUUUUCAUUGUUUUUUGUUCCUUAAAAAAUUUGAAAAGGGUGGCACCAUUCUUGGCGAUCAAUACAGGCACAUAUGCAGAUUUAAAAAAGUAUUAUUGUAUUGAAGCCAUUUGCAUUGUUCGGGAAAGCACGCAUGAAAGUUCAAUUCUAAUAUUUACAUGGGCACUCCAGAAUGAGUUUUGCUCUUUUACUGCCUUUAUUGUGUAAAUGAUUGUAAAAUAAAAAUAUUGUCAGAAGCAUAUAACACGAAUCACUGGUAUGUGCUUAUUUGACGAAAUGUCAUUUGAAAAUGCAAACCGUAAUGUCAAAAAGUACUUCAUACCUCAAAGGUUAUGUGUUGCCUUUCAAAUUGUAAAACUCAAAUUAUUAGGGGAUUGUUAUUCAAAAUGCUUGUGAAAAUAAAGUGUUGAAAUGAAUUAAAAGAAA